UGAAAACUCCCAGAAAGAAACGCAUUCUCAAAAGUCCAUGCUAGAGUAUGGACAUCACUCUCAGAUCGGUUUUGAAAUGGGCAGUGACAUCGAGUCAAGGUCCGAUGUUUCGUCCGCGAAAGAGUUGCAGAAGGCGACGGACCGACCGACUGCGAUGCCACGGAAUGCCAGCACACCUGCAAACACCAUCUCUGAAGUGACAGAGCAAGCCGCAGUCGACCACGUCCCGUCAGAAGAUGAACAGGGUCCACUCGUUGAUGCUGGUACGCACAAGCGACCGUCAGACUCGGAGAUACUUUCCACGCCACGACGUCCGGUACUCGGCCGCUUGGAUUCUACGAUGGCAGUGGCAGAUCAAGGCUCUCAAAGUAGUUUGAGCAUUGAAUCAGCGACGGCCCUUGCGGCUACUGAGCCCGAUCGCCUUGUAGUCGAUCGAACACCAGAAAGUACCUCUGCAGGGACACCGGUGCGGGAGCGCUCGUCCCAAACUCCUGCAAGACGCACACCGCUUUCAUCGGGAAAGAAAUCUGGACGAAUUGUUAUUUAUGACCCGAAUGAGGACUCAUCGACGGAACCAGGUAUGUAUGCGCCGGAUCGAGGCGAAAUCGAGCAAGAAGAAGAAGUCGCGGAUAACUUAUCCCGUUCUGAUAGAGCGGAAGAGAUUGUCGACAGCAGGAAAGCCCGACGAUCCGCUGGCAGCUUGCCAGCGACACCAGACGACAAAGAAGCUGGCUUUCUUUUGCACGAUACACACCAAACGGGUACCCCGGACAUUGACACAGUUCGGCAGUCUCAAUCUUUGCUACGGAGUGGACGGUUACAGAGAAACACGCUGUUAGAGUCUGAUCGCCAGGAGAGUGAUAGCGAAUCAGUGGCUUCCGUCGUUGCAAAGGUGCUUGACGAUCAGGUGGACUGGUCGUCCAAGACUGUCAUUCAGCUGAAACAAGAACUAGAGAGUCGUGGAUUGUCAACACGGGGCAAAAAAGCGGAGCUCAUUGAUCGCUUGACCGAAACAACUAGUGUUGGAAAGAAGGACGAAGGAGUACAGGAAGAGACGAUCAAAGCCGAAAGUGAUACGACUUCAAACCACGAACGUUUGGACGAAGAGACAUCGAAUGAUGAGUCAUCAGAAGGGGAUACCAAGGUUCCAACGGAACAAGUGAACUGGUCGUCCAGGACAGUCAUCCAACUAAAACAGGAAUUGGAGAGUCUUGGACUAUCCACAAGGGGUAAAAAGGUGGAGCUCGUAGAUCGAAUAUCCGCCGCAAAGAGUGCUGAGGACGAAGACGAAGAAGCAGUUGACGGAACACCCGAAGAAGCCGUACCGUCAGAACUCGAAGACACAGACGGAGAGGCAGUCAUCGACUGGUCCCAAAAAACGGUCGCUGAUCUUCGACGAGAAUUAUCUCGUCGCAACCUGUCAACCAAUGGUCGAAAAGUAGAGCUAGUAGCUCGACUGACACACGGCGAUGAGGAAGUUGAUGGAGUCUCGGUUGCAUCCAGCGAGUCCGCCGGUCAGGAUGAAGGGAUCGAUGAAGGCAAUGGGGACGUUCGUAUUGACUGGUCCAAGAAGACUGUUGCUGAAUUGAGGGCGGAGCUUGGAUAUCGUGGGUUGUCGAAGGAUGGUUUGAAGGCCGACCUAGUCGCCCGAAUGGAACAUACCACCGCUGGCGAAAAGACGGUGACCCCAACGAAAAAACCGGCAACUAGAACGAACGAAGAAACUUCCGUGGCAUCAUCGACUCGGCCCGGUAGUGGGCGCCGCACGCGAGCUCGCGACCACGAGAAGGAGAAGCAGGACGAUCCUGUCGGUAUCGACUACGCCUCGGUAGCCUCUUCGACAGCACGUCCAUCUCGGAAUCGUACCAGAGCCCAAGCCAAUGAUAUAGGUUCCACUACCGGUACUCGUGCUUCGCGACGGGCCACAAGCCGGCGCUCGAAGCGAACCACUCGCUAGUUGCAUUUCUUCGCUUUGCAUGUCGCAAGAAUAAGAGUAGUCUAUUUUGCGUCUAUCAGUAAGUAUGACUCAUGUCAGCUAAAGCACUGUGGCGGCAGAAUCUGGAGAUCUAGCUAGCAUUUUUUGUCUC
Molecule: messenger RNA, 2087 nt
Organism: Phaeodactylum tricornutum CCAP 1055/1
Lineage: Eukaryota; Bacillariophyta; Bacillariophyceae; Surirellales; Neidiaceae
Exons: 1
Coding region: 38-1957 (639 amino acids)
Biological process (GO): poly(A)+ mRNA export from nucleus
Cellular component (GO): nucleus
Source: RefSeq, a predicted model, not a curated record